Molecule: messenger RNA, 1948 nt
Organism: Lingula anatina
Lineage: Eukaryota; Metazoa; Brachiopoda; Lingulata; Lingulida; Lingulidae
Source: RefSeq, a predicted model, not a curated record
UUCUCCUUAGCAACUAAGAAGGUUUGGACAUGGCUGCCAUGUGAAAGCUGUUGCUCUGCAUAUUGGAUAUAUAUAUUAUUUUCCAGAAGUAAAUUAGCUACUAUGGCAGCCACUAGUGCCCAGACAAAGCCAGCAGCAGGAAGGUCAUGGCUUGACUUCCGUAGUAAAAAAACAGAAGCAAAUCCCAAAAACACACUUUUUGGAAGUGUUUUGGAGCGCCAGGAUAAAGAGUCUCUGCAGCAGUUGGAAAAAAUAGACGUCAAAGCAUAUGAACAACAAGAGCUUCAAAAGAAAGAACAGCAGAGGAGAAGGGCAAGAGCCCAGCCUGAGCUGCCAGAACACUUAAAGAAAAACCUUCCAGGUGAUGAGGUUUUGCUGCAUACUAAAGAUGAGCUGAAAACUCAGAAAACAAGAGCAGAACGACUUAAUGAGGUAAUGGACACCAACUCCCAGAAGGCUCUUAACUUCGAAGUGAGAAAGUCAAAUGUCCGUUCACCCUUCUCUGAGACAUCUUCAAAACCUCAUCACUGGAUCAAGGAGGAGGACAUCCAACAUGCUGCCGAGAUAAACAGGGUUGGCUUGGGAAGUACUAGGGCCUACAACAGAGAUAAACAUGGUGAUAAAGGACCUGCCCAUAGAUAUGCACUAAUUGGAGAUCCACUCAGGAAAGAUAUGGAUUUCAAUGAGGAUGUUUAUGGAGAAAGGGCUUCUACAGCUUUUAUCGAGACAACCGCAGAAAGACUAGGUUUUCCUUCAUUUAAGCUGCAGAAAACAAAGAAAGAUGUGUCAAAAGAGGCCAACAAGUAUGAUCUGCCACAGAACAUCAGGCAUCAGUUUGGGUCCAAAGAGGUUGACAGACUACUCGCAGAUCAAGCACUUGUUAAAAGGACCCUAGAAGAGCAGGAGCUGCAGAGGAAACAUCUUGCCCGUGCCAGAUCUGAUCUCACCGGAGCAUCACUAAAGUACGGGCCUAUAGAUCCUGCCUAUGAGAGCCUGAGUAAUUCCGUACGCCAGAAUAUCUGCCCAGGCUACACUUUCCCACGCUUCAACAUCAGCCACAACAAAGAAAUGUACAAUGAUAAUAUCUUCAAAACAAGAUACAGCGACCCUGAUGAGUAUAGAAUGCAGAAGGAUGAACUAGGUAGAUGGUCAGAGUUCAGUGUUUUGCACGAAAAGAUGAAGAGGAAAUAUGACCAGUACUUAGCUUCACUUCCCAAAGCAGAGCGUAACUGGGACAAGGAUGCCAAGAGACCACCUAAGCCACCUGAUCCAAAACCACCAAAACAAAAGCCUAAGCCAAAACCUCCCAAGCAAGCCAAAGGAGACAUGGUUGUUGAGGAUGUUGAGUUUCGUACUCCACCAUUGACUCCUCCUCCUGAAAAGAAGGCCGAUAUUCAACCAUUACCAACUGUCACAAGAGAUGAUGAAUUCUGGGACUUUUUUGACCAACCUGUUCCAAAAUUACCUUAAUGCUGGUCCCUCCUUGUUGUAUUUUAUUUAAUUUCAUUGUGUUUGGUGAGCAAAUUUUACAUUUCAAACCAGUUAUUUAAAGAAUAUUUUUAAUCAAACAUAGUGAAAUUAUGUAUUUUAACUUCAAGGAGAUGCUCACUUUAUUUUGGGUCACAUGCAAUUCCUUUGGUGCUUUUACAGUACAUUACUGAACUUUGUCGUAUGGCAGAUUGAUUGUUAAAAUCUCUACAUUAAGGUGCCUCUUAAUUAUGUGGUAUGCUUGGUGAUUCAGGUUGGAGAUUUAACAUUUGUGGUAGCAUACAUUGUCAAAAUUGUGAUAUUAAAAAUCUUGAUUAUUUUACGUUUCAAUGAAUUUUAAGCAUUGCUUCCUGUUUUAUUCCCAAACUUUACACUUUCUCUGAUGUUAAAAAAAAUAUAUAUGUAUAUUUCAAAUACCAUGCAGGGUUGUUUACACCGGUCUUCUGAUUAUAUAUUUAUA